Molecule: messenger RNA, 921 nt
Organism: Ascochyta rabiei
Lineage: Eukaryota; Fungi; Ascomycota; Dothideomycetes; Pleosporales; Didymellaceae
Product: 3-hydroxyisobutyrate dehydrogenase
Exons: 2
Coding region: 1-921 (306 amino acids)
Biological process (GO): L-valine catabolic process
Cellular component (GO): mitochondrion
Molecular function (GO): NAD binding; 3-hydroxyisobutyrate dehydrogenase activity; NADP binding
Source: RefSeq, a predicted model, not a curated record
AUGGGUAAGCCCAUGCUCGAGCAUCUAGCGAACAAGCUGCCCAAAGAGUCCCGUAUAUGGGUUUUUGAUGUUGUCGAGCAAGUCGUGGACGAGGUUUGCGCAGCGUAUCCGGACCGAGUGUUCAAAGGGAAGAGCGCCAAAGACGUGGCGCAACACGUGGACACCAUUCUGACCAUGGUCCCGGAAGGCUCGCACGUCCGCAUCGUAUAUCUUGACCGGAAGAACGGCAUCUGCAGCUCCGACAUCUCAAACAAACUGCUUGUCGACUGUUCGACGAUUGACACAGCAACGAACCUGGAAGUAAAAGAGCACAUUGCCCAGAACUUCCCUUCAGCUUCAUUCUACGACUCACCAGUCAGCGGAGGUGUGGUGGGAGCCAUCAAAGGCACCAUCGCGAUAUUCCUGGGCUGUGCAGAGAUCGACCCAAACUAUGGCAGCUUGACGCAGUUGAUGCAGCUCAUGGGCAGGCAAGUGAUACCCUGCGGUGGCCCAUCCCUCGGACUCGCUGCGAAGCUAUCGAACAACUACCUAUCGGGGAUCAUUGCAAUUGCAUGCUCCGAGGCCUUCGAUAUGGGCAUGCGAUCGGGACUGGAUCCACGGACGCUGGCGAAAGUGUAUGCUGCUGGCACGGCACAAAACACCAUCUGCGACAAGUUCUGUCCUGUGCCACACGUAUACCCGGACGCCCCGUCUUCAGGGGGGUGGAAGCAAGGGUUCAAAGUUCAGCUGAUGCGGAAGGACUUUGGUCUAGCAGUCGAGAUGGCCAGACGUGUUGGAUCGAAGAACGUCUUGGGGGAAGUUGGCUUGGAAACAUACGAUGGCGCUGCGAAUGACCCGCGGUGUAGAGACCUCGAUUCUCGCGUCGUGCAUCGUUACCUGAGCGGUCAAGAGGACUGGCAGUCCAAACAAGACAGCUCUUGA